Molecule: messenger RNA, 474 nt
Organism: Penicillium griseofulvum
Lineage: Eukaryota; Fungi; Ascomycota; Eurotiomycetes; Eurotiales; Aspergillaceae
Exons: 3
Coding region: 1-474 (157 amino acids)
Source: RefSeq, a predicted model, not a curated record
AUGGUCAAACUCCUGAAUCUACUUUUUUUGUGCGGUGCUCAGCUUCUGGCUGAGAUUCCCUCGACACAUGCUCAGGGACUGGUAGGACAGGGAUCUGGGGUCGCUGGUGCUCGUUUUGGCCAGGGCUCGGGAUCGAGAAGUGGCCUCGGUCGUGGCUGUUGUUGCUUCGAAGAGCCGGAGCCAGAGCCCGAAGACCCUGUUGAGUGUAACCCACAGUGUCCUUCCGCCCAUGCAAAGAUUUUCCAGUGUAAUGGUCGGAAAUAUAAGCAGUUCUGUGGUAUUCAUGUUGCUACACCUACUCUGAGGGAAUUCGAUGUGCCAUCCUAUCAGGCAUGCUUUGAUAGCUGUGUUCAAGAGCCUCUGUGUCACGCUCUUGAUUUCAUGAACAAUCACUGCUGGCUGAAAACGGAAGGCGUUGAUCCACCCCCGAAACCGAUGCCUAGUGACCAGGAUAUUAGUAUCAUCUUCCUUUGA